UCACACAUCACCUCAUCUCAGGGAUUGCUAUAAAAAGAGACAUCCGAGCCAACAGCUCAGUUGUCUGACUCACCGGAUGAAAGGCAGCAGAGCACGUUUUGUGUUACUGCAGUGGAGCUGAACACAUGGCUGCGAGACUGGUGUUGGGCAUCUCUGUGCUACUGGUGGCACUACCCAUUAUCUCUAAUAGUGUGAGUGGGGCAAAGACAGGAGACAGGUACAAGAGGGGCUUAACAAUGCCCGGGACACUCUGGUGCGGUGCAGGGAGCUCUGCGGAUAACUUUACCAACCUAGGUAUAUUUAAUGGGGCUGAUCUUUGCUGCAGAGAACAUGACCACUGUUCCCACCAAAUUGAAGCAUUCCAGUUUCAGUAUGGGAUGAGGAAUUAUCGUCUGCACACAGUAUCACACUGCGAUUGUGACCAAAGAUUUCGACUUUGCCUAAAUGCUUUUAAUGACACAAUCUCAACACUGGUCGGCAUCAUGUUCUUUAAUAUUUUGGAAAUGCCUUGCUUCAGUCUAAAAGAAGAAGAACAGUGUGUGGAGUGGUUCUGGUGGGGAGGAUGCAAAAAGUUUGAUUUGGUACCAAAAGCUGAGCUACAGAAACAAGCUUUCUUCAACAAUACCCACCCUAUGGGCUUGCAGGCAUCUACAGACUCCUCACAUGAACCCACACUUGUAGCCACUUCUCCAAGGCAAACUGAGGCUCCAUCUUCCUUUUCUACAGUCUUUGGUGGUAUUGCCAAGAAAAGAAGGAGACUUCUAAAGAAUAAACUGCAAGGUUACACUAUUAGAGGCUACCAGAAAUUUAGAGAAGAAGACACCCAGAAAGCCACUGAAAGAGAAAGCCUAGAACUUCCCAACAAAACCAACCUUAUACCCAAAGUAAGCAAUGUCCAUGCACUUAGACAAAAACACAUGCAGAAAUGGGCAGAAAUAUACAGCCUUCCACACAAAAAGACAUUAAACCAGGGGCAAGAAGAAGCUAAUAAGGCCCAGCAAAUAGAAGCAGAAAGUAGUUUGGUGCCAAAGACAGCCAAAGUCUCAAAAGAUGGAGUAUACAGGGACAUGGAGGAAGAGACAGUCAAACACUCCAAAAAAGAGACAGAAAGGAGCAAAAGGAAGCAACGUUCUAGGAGAAAGAAAAAACUAAGACACAGUAGCCCUGGGAAAACCAGAAACCUCAUCAAUAAUCCACUUAACAAAUUAGGGGAAGUAACACCCAUGUACAGGAAGUAAUAACAGCUACAAUUUGCCAAGAAUUCUUAUAAGGCAUAUUACUUGCCUGCUGUGAUAAUCUGCAGAAAGAACAGUUCCAUCUGAAUCUACCUCUAAACUUCUUUAUAACACAAACUGGUUCUUUGUACAAUGGUGUUGCACAAUGUUAUUCAGGUUAAAGAGGAUUAUGUAAAUAUGUAUUCUACUCAUGUAAAUACUUUUUUUUAAAUGAUGUGUGUAUAUAUAUAUAUGUACUUAAG
Molecule: messenger RNA, 1477 nt
Organism: Xenopus tropicalis (tropical clawed frog)
Lineage: Eukaryota; Metazoa; Chordata; Amphibia; Anura; Pipidae
Gene: pla2g3
Product: phospholipase A2 group III
Exons: 4
Coding region: 126-1238 (370 amino acids)
Biological process (GO): phospholipid metabolic process; arachidonate secretion
Cellular component (GO): extracellular region
Molecular function (GO): A2-type glycerophospholipase activity
Source: RefSeq, a predicted model, not a curated record